UCCGCGCGUGCAGUGCAGUGCACUGAGAUUGUUUUGAUUUGUUUUCACCAUCAAGUGAACCGAUGAUGACCGAUUCCCUUUUUUUUUUCGUCUGCUUCUGACGGAAAUCAAGCAACGCACACACGCAUCGACGACGUCAUCGAGUUCCUCAAUCAACCCCAGCUGGACCAUUGGCGAAUUCUUCCACAAUAGAUAUUAAAGCAAACGAGUGCUGGCCUAAAACGCACACUAAUGUCGGAAGACGCAAGUGGUUCAAAAAUGGACGAGAAAGCCGUGGAAGCAAUGACUGAGUGCUAUGAUAAUUACGUUCUAGUGGAUGUAGGAGCAAAUCUAACAAACAAAAAGUACAGUCGAGAUUUGGACAGUGUCAUACAGAGAGCCAAAGACUCAGGGGUUCAGAAAAUAAUGGUCACAGGAGCGAGCAUACGAUCGAGUAAGGAGGCUUUACGUUUGACAAGAAUUUACCCCGGUACCUUGUAUUCCACGGCUGGAGUUCAUCCCCACGAUGCCAAAUCUUGGGAAGAUCCAGAGACACUAGAAGAAUUACAAAGUAUAGCCAAUAAUCCUGAAUGCGUUGCCAUUGGAGAGUGUGGGUUAGAUUAUAACAGAGACUUUUCAGAACCCGAAGUUCAAAAGUCCGUUUUUCAGAAGCAAGUAGAGCUUGCUUGUCGCAUAAGCAAACCAUUGAUCAUUCACGAGCGAGGAGCUCAAGCCGAUGUGCUGGAAGUUCUGGAUCGCUAUACAGAUCGACUACCUCCGGUACUCAUUCACUCGUUCAUUGGCACAGCCGAAGAGGCACAAGUAUACCUCGACCACGGUUUUUAUCUCGGCAUAACGGGCUACUUGUGUAAGGACAAAUCGGACAGUGGCGUGCGACAGUUACUGGAGGGCGGCCAAGUGACGCUCGACCGAAUUCUCGUAGAGACGGAUGCGCCCUUUAUGUACCCAAAUACACGGGCCAGCAAGUUACCAACCCACAUAAAAGACGCCUUGACGGAACGGUCUAUGACGUUCUUGCAACGCUACUGCACGUUCCAGCGCAACGAGCCUUGUGCCCUGCCUGCCAUCGUAGAGAUGGUCGCAGCUUUCAUGCGCAAAAAGCCCGAAGAAGUCGCGCUUGCAACCGCAUUCACGGCUCUUAAACUCUUCGGCCUGGAUCAAUGAUAAUUAUUUUAUUUUUUUUAUUAUUUUACUUUAUUUUACUUUAUUUUCUAUUAUCAACACAAACAUCGCAGCGAUUGUAAUAAUGUGCAAUUGGUGCUAGCUUAUACUCUGGGUGUUGCCAGAAAUUUGGGAGACCCGCCGUCGAUAUUGCUUUCAUUACGCUUGUAAACGCAAUUUUAUUUCCAUAAUUUAAGGAUUAUGUAGACAUUGUACGAUUGAUUUUUAUAUUCAACGAAAUAUUUUUUUAAGAUGGAUGCGAUACACGCCAGACUAUGACAAAAAUACGUGCCCUGCAAAGGUCGACAAAUUUUUAUCACUUGUUCGGUUAAUGUUUAAAGUUAUCAGUUGAUUGUGUUAAAGUUCAUGCAGUUGUCUGUAAAUUAAAAAAAAUUUUUUAACGAAACGACUAAAAUAGGGACUUGUACAAAUGUGCAAGACAUUUUUAAUACUGUGAAACAGUUGUGUGAUGAAAACGUAUAUAUUUUAUUGUUGAU
Copidosoma floridanum is the source of this 1658-nucleotide messenger RNA. RefSeq lists its product as uncharacterized. The record is from RefSeq and is a predicted model, not a curated record. Gene Ontology annotation, molecular function: single-stranded DNA 3'-5' DNA exonuclease activity. Lineage: Eukaryota; Metazoa; Arthropoda; Insecta; Hymenoptera; Encyrtidae. Gene Ontology annotation, cellular component: cytosol.